Messenger RNA from Hymenoscyphus albidus, 2516 nucleotides. NCBI's taxonomy places the organism in Eukaryota, Fungi, Ascomycota, Leotiomycetes, Helotiales, Helotiaceae. The record is from the annotation of a GenBank genome assembly.
AUCCCACCCACGGGAGCCACUCCACCACUGCUCGGGGGCACUUGCUCAACUGCCCUCUACCUGCACUGAACCCUCGCUGGACCGAGUGCGACAUCCCAAUUCGCACCGUACGCUACCGCUACCGCUUCAUAGCACCAAUCCUCCCACUCCUCUUUUUUCCUUUCCCUCCCUCCGGCUUCUGCUUCUGCUUCCCUUGGAAACUUGCUUUGCUCCUCACCUCCGCCCAUCCUCACUCCCACCUCUCAACAUCAGACAUCGUGUCGAGGUUGUUUGCAUCAACUCAUCGACAUCCCGCGUUCCCUUCGGUGCAGCCAUUUGUUCUGUGUUGUGCUUUUCGUUUGGUAAGUGAGACACGCAACCUCCCAUCCCGCGACAACACGCCCCCGAUAGAUUUUCCAUUUUCACUCUCGGUUACGCUUUUUUUCUACGCGCGCAAAUCAAAUACGCUGGAUCACCACUCAAGCCACCCACGCCCACCAUCCACGUCUACCUCCCACGCCCACAACCACCGCCCCCCAUGGCAGAAACCGGAAAAGGAAUAUCAAACUAAUCGCAUCCCAGAUUUGACAGAGUCCCUUUCCUGCGACUUUUUCCUGCGUCGUAUACGUUCCUUACAUCACCACUCUCCGACAGCGCUGCAGGCCUCGGUUUUUCGAAGCAGCCAGAGAUCCGAGGAAUAUGUCUUACUACGAGAAUCAGCAAUGGCCGGCCGCCGGUGGGCAACCCGCAUGGGAGCAGCAGACACCGCCCGCCCGCUCAGGUACGUUGGGGAUGCAGAAGCACCAGAAGCACCAGAAGCACCAGAAGCACCAGAAGCACCAGAAGCACCAGAAGCACCAGCAGCAGCAGCAGCAGCACCAGCAGCACCAGCAGCACCAGGUGAAAUCUGGUGUGGGAGAACGUGUCAAUUGACUUCUUUGCAGGUGCCAGUUCCGCUGUUCCUCGCGAGGACUCGACCGCUUUCAGUACACAAUUAGAGGGUACGUUCAAGAUUUUCGCGCUCGACGGUGGAUUUUUCUCAUGCUGGUUUCUCGAGAUGGUGGCGAAUGCUUUUCGGAUGGAAUGGAAAUGAGAAUGAAGCGGAUGCGCCAUCUCAAAACGACGUGUAUCUGCAUGUCAUGAUUCAACGGGCUAAUGGGUGUUUACAGAGGUCGAUCGUGCGGUUGACAAUCUCGUCAAGAGUGGAAAGAUGUUUGGUGGCAUGGCCGCUCGUCGCGACUCGAUGCCCAUGACUGGUGGAGCUGCAAGAAGUUUUCCAGAACAAUUCGGUACGUACACCAGCUCCGAAAGACACACAAUCCCAUAGCUGAUGAAAUUGGUCAGAUCCACGCAUGGGUGGCGGUCCUCCACGACACCACUCGGUCAGCGAUUUCGGUGGGAACGAUGCGCGAUCAUUCUCAGGGUCAAACCUGCAAAGCUUCUAUGCUAGUCAGCGACAUCAACCCUCGCGUGGUGCGAAUGAGGCCGAGCAAGUGAUGCAGGCGAAGAGACGGAUGGCGGCCCAAAGAGAGCGCGAGUUACGAAACUACCACCAAGAGCAACAGUACAAUCGAAGUAGGCCACCCUCUUCUGUAUCACAAUAAUACCCAUGUCAAUAUCCUGUCGACAAUCAUGUACCCAGCGGUUCACAUACACUUCAAUACCCUGUUAUAAAUAUUCUUCUUAUCUUCCGUCUUCGAUGCCAUGUGUGAUUUCGGACUUCUUCACCUUCCUACACCCCCCUUUCUCUACAUGGUAUACGCCCUUACUGACUAGAUGAAGGCGUUGUAGCUGAAGUCUCAACUUUUGGACCCAAACCUGACCGUACCAUGAGCCCCGGAAGUACAAUGGGUGAAGAAGAGCGACGUGAGUUGAUUGCUCGUCAACGAAGCGCCCUUUAUGGCGAAGGUCCAGCUUUGUCCGAGACUGGAGAGAACGGAACCCCUCGCCCCACAACACAAGGUUCUGGUGCCCAGUCCGCAACCGGUAUCCGUGGUCACCUCCCACUUGCUUUUGAUCACUACAAUGCGCAAACCAGCCAAGCUGAGGGUUCAAGUCAGCAAGCGACUGCCGAGCCUCAGUCAGCAACGAGUCAGGCUCCGGGCCAACAACGUUCGCGUGCCAACAGCAACUCAUCGCCUUCAUCCAACCCAACUAGCAGCUUCAGUCUGUUCGAGUCGGCCGCUCAACAAUCUAGUCGUACUUCCACGUCCUCCCCUGGCGGUUCUCCUCCUCGACAAGGAAAGGCACCGACUAGCUCAGGUGUAGCACCUAUUGGUACUCGACCAAGUGCUCAAGCACCAAACCCAGCUUUGAACAAGCGCUCUACCACUCCACUUCCAUCUCCAUUAAGCUAUGGCUUUGCUGCUUCUGGUGAGGAGAACAAGCCAGCGGGUGAAAAGGAUGGACGAACUUCAGCUGCUUCCAACCCAAACGGGCAACAACAAAAUCAACAAGAUCAUAACUUAGGAUGGGGUAAAAGCGGUGGUGUUUGGGGUAACAAAUCUCUCGGUGUUCAAGCUUCGGUCUGGGGUUAA